AUGCUGAUACAAAUCCCAGAUUUUGUGAAAACCUAUAGCGAGAAGUGCGAGUUAAUUUUUUUGGAUGUUGGAGUGAUCGAGGCGCACAAUGAUUUCAACGCCCAGACAGCAAAAGUUUUCUCCUGCUUGCUCAGCGGCGAGUUUUCUAAGGAAGGUAGUGAAUAUAAUUGUAUCAAACCAACGCAAUUCCGAAAAGUUGUUGGAAAAGAUCAUGCGGAAUUCUCAACAGCAAAACAGCAGGAUGCUGAUGAAUAUCUCAGGUAUUUUCUCACAAAAGUAGAUGAAAAUGAGAAAAGAUAUAGACCUGUGGAUGCAGUACGAUUGAAAUUGGAACAGCGUUUGGAGGACAGUGCAUCGAAUCGAGUUCGUUACACACAAAGCAAUGAAUACGUGCUUUCACUGGUUGUUCCAGAA
Messenger RNA from Gongylonema pulchrum, 414 nucleotides. The record is from the annotation of a GenBank genome assembly. Lineage: Eukaryota; Metazoa; Nematoda; Chromadorea; Rhabditida; Gongylonematidae.